This is a messenger RNA of Miscanthus lutarioriparius, 579 nucleotides long. NCBI's taxonomy places the organism in Eukaryota, Viridiplantae, Streptophyta, Magnoliopsida, Poales, Poaceae. The record is from the annotation of a GenBank genome assembly.
AUGGCGAGCGGCGGCGCGGCGGCUACGCCGGCGAAGGUUACCCCAAAGAAGGCCAAUCUCCUCGACCCGUACUCCAUCAAGCACCUUCUCGACGAGACCAUCUCCGAUGUCGUGAAGAGCAAGGGCUACACCGAGGACACGCGGCUGGGCAACUGGAAGCUGGGGAUCGGGGCCGCCGUGAUCGCUGUCGCCCUCCUCGCGCAGUUUUACCCCAAGAAGUUCCCGCAGAACCGCGAAUUCCUCCUCGGCUGCAUCGCACUAUAUCCUUUUCUUCACUGGGUUUGCCCUAUCUUUUGCUACACCAAGGAGAAGGAUGCCAUCCUCUUCACGCACCCACCUGCGGGUUCUUUCAACAGCACUGGCCUCACUAUUUCUUCGAAAUUACCAAGAUUCUCGGACAUGUACACUCUCACAAUAGCAAGUGCUGAUCCACAGUCUAUCUCUGCAAACAAGCCAGUCCAUUUCACUAAGAGCGUGACAAAGUGGUUUACAAAGGAAGGAGUUCUUGUGGAAGGCCUGUUCUGGAAGGAUGUUGAGAAGCUGAUUGAUGACUAUAACAGUGAGCGCAAGAGUAAAUGA